AUGUAUCAAAUCAAUUUCGUAUUUUUUCUUAUAUUAUUUAUUAUAUCCAGUAUUCUAACUGAUAAUAAUUUCAAUUCAACAGAGACUUCUAUUGUAUCAAUUGAACAAUCAUGUAUCUUUUGUCAAACAACAGCAUGUCAUUGUCCUACAGAAGAAUUGACUUUGAAUUGUUCAUAUUAUUUACUUGAUUUACCUUAUAUAGAAAAUUGUUCACAUAGAAUAAUAUGGGAAAUUGUUGAUUUUUCAUCACGUAAUUUUGAAUCAUUAGAUUCAAAAAAACUUUUAUCAUUACGUAUGAAACGUUUAUUAUUAAAAUCAAAUUUAAUAACAGCUAUACAUGAUAAUACAUUUGAUUCAAUCGGUGAUAUUCUUAUUGAACUUAAUUUAGAAAUGAAUCAAUUAGUAAAUAUAUCAUCAAAUUGGUUAAAUUCAAAAUUAAUUUAUUUAAAAAAAUUAAAUUUAGCAUUAAAUCAACUUGAAGUUAUUUCUUUCGAUCAUAUUCAGUUAUCUAAUUUACGCGAAUUAAAUUUAUCACGUAAUCAAAUCGAUAUAUUUCCCGAUAAAAUUCAUCAAUGGACUUCUUUAACUAUACUUGAUUUAUCAUUUAAUAAACUUUCUAGUAUACCUCGAUAUGCGCUUAUGGGUCUCAAUAAUUUAACUUGGUUAUCAUUAGCAUCAAAUAGAAAUUUAAAUUGUAUUAUUCAAGAUUCUUUUAAAUAUCUUAAAUCAUUACAAUAUCUUGAUUUAUCAAGUACAAGUUUACUUGAAUUUGAUGCAUGUAUAUUAUUUCCAUUAAUUGGUUUAAAAACAUUACGAAUUGAACAUGUUACACUUAAUUGUACAUCAUGUUGGUUACCUAUAGCAAGAGAAAAUUCAUUACAAUUAUUUGGACAAUGUCUUAAUAAUCAAACAAUUCAAUCAUUCGAUUCACUUACGGAUAAACAAUUUCAAUAUGCUUGUUCAAAAUCAUCUAUUGAUUGUACAUCAGAUUAUUGUGAACCAGGUUCAAUAAAUCAUGAUGGAAUAAUUCAUAAAACAUUUUCAUUAUCAAAAACUUCUUAUAAAAUAAAAAAUCCUACAGUCAAAAUUAUACUUAGUAUUGUAUUUAGUAUUAUUACAUUUAUUAUCUUAAUUCUAUUUAUUAUUUUAUUAUCUCGAUGGAAACAAGGUAAAAAAUUAUUUUGUUGUCAUUUUCUUCAAACAACAACAGCAACAACAAUAGCUGAAGCAACACGUCGUCGUCGUCAACAUCAUAAACAAAUUAUUGAUAAUAAUCCAGUUGUUAUCGAAUCUGUUGUUACACAUGGUGCAAAUAUGAAUGUACCACCAUAUCCAUAUAAUAAUUAUGCGUAUCUUAAUGAUGAAAUUUCAAAUAAUAAACGAAAACUCUAUAAUCCAAUGUUUGCCGAUUCUCCAACAUCAGACAUUCGGCAACAACAACAACAACCACCUGUAGUAGUAGUUGUAUCAGAUGAUAGUACUUCUUAUAAUAGUCAUUCAUAUUCCGAACAACUGUGA
Messenger RNA from Adineta steineri, 1518 nucleotides. The record is from the annotation of a GenBank genome assembly. Lineage: Eukaryota; Metazoa; Rotifera; Eurotatoria; Adinetida; Adinetidae.